AUGGAAGACGAGUCGGAACCAGAUGUAGAUAUCGAACCAACGAAAAGCAAGAAGAUCAAAACUGUGAUAUUCAACCUGAACCGUCAACGUCAAGAGGCAUUGGAGACAGAGGAAGGUCCGGAGGAGAACGACCACCUAAAUACAGAAGAGGGUUACAACUCUAUGGUCACAGAUCUUGACCGAGCACAUUCGUUGGUCCAGAGUACUGGCAAAAUAUUACAAUGUAUCUCCUUAAAGGACGACGACGGAUACAUUACUAUCACGUCGCCGGGAGAACGUGGGUAUAUUCUAAUGAAAUUAGAAAUUUACCCAUUCAAAGAUUGUGUGAAAAUACCGAAAAAUCAGUAUUGA
This is a messenger RNA of Parnassius apollo (apollo), 351 nucleotides long. The record is from the annotation of a GenBank genome assembly. Lineage: Eukaryota; Metazoa; Arthropoda; Insecta; Lepidoptera; Papilionidae.